This is a messenger RNA of Phasianus colchicus (ring-necked pheasant), 5915 nucleotides long. RefSeq names its product family with sequence similarity 168 member B (gene FAM168B). Lineage: Eukaryota; Metazoa; Chordata; Aves; Galliformes; Phasianidae. The record is from RefSeq and is a predicted model, not a curated record.
ACGCGGAGCGGCUGGAGCUGCCCGGCGGCCACCGCGUCUCGCAGGCGGCACCGCCCGCCCGGCCCCGCCCCUCCGCCACCGCCUCACGCACGCACUGCGCGUUACGCGUUACGCACGCAGCGAGACAGCCGAGACCGCCACCACGAAGCGCCGCAGCCCGUUACUGAAAUCAUGAAUCCUGUGUAUAGCCCUGGAUCUUCUGGGGUUCCCUAUGCAAAUGCCAAAGGAAUUGGUUAUCCAGCUGGCUUCCCAAUGGGCUAUGCAGCGGCUGCUCCUGCCUAUUCCCCUAAUAUGUAUCCUGGAGCAAAUCCUACCUUCCAAACAGGUUAUACACCAGGCACUCCUUAUAAAGUGUCUUGUUCACCCACUAGUGGUGCAGUCCCGCCGUAUUCCUCAUCACCAAAUCCCUACCAGACUGCUGUGUAUCCAGUCCGAAGUGCCUAUCCACAGCAGAAUCCAUAUGCACAGCAAGGCACUUACUACACACAGCCUUUAUAUGCAGCACCACCCCACGUAAUUCACCACACCACAGUUGUGCAGCCUAAUGGCAUGCCAGCAACCAUGUACCCUGCUCCUAUUCCACCACCAAGAGGAAACGGUGUGACCAUGGGGAUGGUGGCUGGGACUACUAUGGCAAUGUCAGCAGGAACUUUGUUGACAACUCAUUCCCCAACUCCAGUAGCCCCUCAUCCAGUUACUAUGCCCACAUAUCGGGCUCCAGGAACACCAACCUAUAGUUAUGUGCCCCCACAGUGGUGAUCAUCCUGGCAGUCAGUGUUUGAAGAUGGGAGAUAUGCAAUCAAGAAAUUGAGGUUUAAAAGUUGGUGCUGAAGCCCUCAUGCCUCCAACCAGGACUCUUCUUCUGAAUGCUUUCAACACUUGGCUAAACACUACUAAUUCCUGAUCACUGAAGAUUUUCCAGUGCUGCAUAUCUUACAUCUUGGAACUCCAGCAGUUAGUCUUAAAGCAAAUCCUGUUUUGUGGACUGUCUUGCAAUUUUUUAGCUAAUUAUAAUGAUAAAAAGGGAGUAUAAAUUUAUUCUGAUCCAUAUCUAGUUGAAUGCAUGUUAAAACACAAAAACAAAGCUUGCUCAAUCUACCUGCAGUGACUGAUGCAAAAACCAUCAUAUGCAAAUCCAAAGGAACCGAGAAGUAUUUUACAACUUGUAUCACUAAUGCACUGUUGUAAUGUAUGCAGGGUCUUAAAAGGUAGAAUCAUGAAAGUGAGUUUCUUUGUAGACUACCGUAAGAUACAUUAGAUAAGAGCUUCAACCUUUUUUGGGUUGAUGGGAUUGCCAGUUUAAAAGGGGCACUUUUUUUUGUUAAUUUAAGUGAUGUAUUCUUUUCAAAUUCAAGUACUAAAUUGGAGUGACUGGAAAAUGAGGCAGAAAAGCUGUAGGAAUCCCGCACGCCAUUAGUUUACUUCAUACCUUUACGUUUUUGUUACAUGGAUUCAGUGUUAUAGAGCUGUUCUCAAGGAUCAGAAUGAAAUGACGAAGGUAAUGCUGUGUGUGCGAGUAAAUAAAGCAAGCUUCCUUGAGGCAAAACUUGCCAUUAGGAAUAGUAGGAGGCGACCUGUGUAAUGAAUUGCAUGCCCUGGGGAGAUACAUAUCCAGUACUACCUUUCAUACGAUGCAAGAUGUGUCAAAGUGAGACUGCCACACAGGCUGAUAGAAUAACACUUUCCUUUAGAUCUCCGUUCAAGAGAUCACUGUUGUUUUUCCUAAAGAAUGUUGUAGUCAGUUGCAAACUUAGGUGCAGUUGACCCAGCGUGCUUUCCUGAUGUUUAAGAAGUAUUAGGGCUUUCUACAACAGACGGGGAGAUCAGCUGCGUGCUAUCCUGAGGAAAGCUGGUGUGCCUGAUGAGUAUGUUAAAGGGGAACAAAUCAUUUUAACACAAUUUCCUUGUUAGCUACUUGCAGUAUGGACUACAGAUAUGCUGUAGUAGGGCUGCCAGAAUAUAGAGGUUUCAGAUAGUUUGGUUGUUUUAUUUUUUCCUGAAAAUAUUUGUAAUUGAAGUGGGAGCCAUUUGGUGGUUACAGCGUUUUGAUGUAUUUUUGUAGCAUUUUUCCUUUUUUUUUUUUUAACUUCCUAAAUUGCACUUGGAAGCACGUACAAAUAAGACUGACUGCAGAUUAGCAUUUCAUUGCAAUGAGUCAUUUCUGGUAUUCUUUCUUGCAACUUCAAUUUUUAAAACAGUACCUCAAAGCAAAUGCAGUGGUGAUAAAGGGCUAGCCUUAGAACCCAUUUCUAUACCAAAAUUCUCACCAGGAAGAUUUUAAAUUUUCAAAGUAAAAUGUUGCACAUGAAAUCAAGGUUUUUCUUAGACCUGCUUACUUACAAUUUCAGAAAAAUGCAACUUUUUUUUUAAUAUACAUUCUGCCUGCAAUAAAUUAUGCAGUAAAUGAGAAUAAAAUGUUGUUCCCUUUUAAGCGUUUACACAGAGGUAUAUCAGGCUGUAUCGUUCUCGUAGUCUAAUUUCCAUUCAAAAGUGAUAAUUUUUUUAAAGUUCUCUAUCUAAUUAAUGUUUUUCUGGGGGUGUUCUGCUCCUCUAUAGAUUUGGCAGCUACUUUGGGAUAGCAUCAGAUGUAAUGCUGCCAUUCCAGUACUCUGCCCUGGUGGGAUCCUUGUGAACUGGGGUUAGAGCCUUCAGUAACUUUAUUUUUUACAGUAAGCACUCUCCAUGUUUUUUUUUUACUACUUUUUUUUUAAAUAAAGAUUAAGAUUAUUUUUCAGGAAUCACUGUCAGAGGACAGCCCCUUUAGUUUUAAUGCCUUGAAUAUGAAUGAUGUUGGAAUAAGUACUUUAAACCUUACUCAUGAGCACUUAUUGCAGCUUAGGGAUUUCCAUAUGUUUCCAUAUGGAGCAGAAAAUUACCCCAGACAAACCAUUUGAAUCUGUACUGCCUUGGGUUAGGUCUGUUCAACGAUUCCUUUUGUGUAGCAGGUUUGCAGCUUUGAGUAGCCAGGUGUGCUGGGUGGUACAGUGAAUGUGAAUCCAGGCCGUUUGUUCAGUUUGCAAGUAGUGUGACAUUUUGGUUGUCUUAGCAUGAUUUUAACAAGAGUUCAGGUGUGAACCAGUGCUAUACUGAGGAGAAGCUGUACAGAACAAGCUCAGAGCUUCGCUGUCUCCUGUCUCAUCACCCUAUAAACUAAAGCUUUGAAAAUCAUAGGAGUGAACUUCAGUGAAUGCUGCAUUAGAUAAAUGGUUAAGGAACGAACACAACAUCCUGCAUCUUUGCUCUCAAUUCAGAUUCCUAAAUGCCAUCCUGGAAUUGAUCCCUAUAACGUUCUGUAACUUUUAGGCAGUCACGCUUGAGCACUUUUUUUUCUAAGUUGCAUUAUGGGAUUCAUCCACGAGGGGGAAACUACCUUUUUUUUCCUUUGAGAGAAAAAAAAAAAGGUACCACACCUUCCAGUUGUGAUGGGUUGUAAUGUACUGGGAGGGUGGAGCACAUCUCCAGCAGUUUGAUAUGGGAAGUUACCAAAAGCACAGUGCGGAGGGGGACAGGAGGGGAGUAUGUGUGUGUAUAUAACUAUCUUAAUGGUAUUUUGUUGCAAAUAGUAGAAAGCAUGGAUAUAAAACAGCGGCGGGGGAAGUUGUACAUCGUUAAAUAGGCGUUUACACAGUGAGGGUCUUAUGAAACAUUCUCUCCUGCUUUUUAUAUAACAUUCCCUAUUUAGAAUUCCUUUAUAAAUAAACGCGCAGUAUGUUUGCACGGGAGCUCUUUGACAAUGGGAAGGGCUCGUGCUGUAGAGACAUUUCAGAUCAAGCUUCUCUUUAAAAAAAAAAAAAAAGAAAAAAAGAAAAAAAAAAAAGAAAACUUUUAUGGCAGCUUUAUAUGAUUAAAAAAGAAGUACUACUUCAAACCUGGAACUGAAGAGAUAACUGCAGCAAUAACAGAGAGAAGUCCAAAAUAGAUUUUUCUUUUUCUUUUUUUUUUUUUUUUUUUUUCCAAUUCAAAUUUCAAGUGUUCAAUUUAGGUAAAAAUAUUUUUUAAAGACUGAAGUAUUCCCUAUGUCAGUGACAACUGAUGAAAAUGUCUUUUAAAUGUAGCAGCAGCAAAAUAGAAAUAGCUAAUAACUGACACCAAAAGCAUGUAGCCCUAGUCAGUGGCACGGUGGUUAUUAACCAGGCAAUUGGAAGGAGAACAGAGAGCCUACUACUAGAUCUUGCUAUGCUUGUAACCAUCUCCUGUCUGAAGUUUCUAGGAGCCGUACAGGGACGCUGUUCAUGAAAGCUUUUGAGUGUACUAUGCAGGUUAAAAGCUUAGUUGGCAGUGGUAGAUAGGGAAGAAAAAUCCUUUCCUUUAGUCCUUCCUUGUGUCGCUUCAUCCACUGGAGGAAGAAACAAACAGUAAGUACCACAAUAUCUUAGUGUUGUCUGAAGAUAUGUCAUGGUACAGAGUUGCAUACCAGGAUACUCAACACUGACUGCUCUUCACAAGGUGUUGUGGCUUCGCUGUCACUUGGGUCGUAGGCUGCUGAAGGGAUCUGAGCAAGAAAUGGUCAGAACUGGCUUGGAAUUGCUCCCCAGUGCUUAAGCGUGGUAUUACGCACCAUUCAUUUGGUUUUAGAACAUAUUUUUGCUUGAAUAGCUGAUGCCACCACUUAACUCCAGGCUUAGAGUCAUACCAGAGAAUGGUAAUGUGAAAUCUCCCACGUUAGGAACACGAGCAGUAGUGAUGCUUCAGCUGGAAUGCAUGGGGAAAGAGGACAGCUGUGGUUGUUGUUCUUUGCAGUUGCCCAGAUGUGGUUUGUGCAGUAGUUGGUAGGUAGUUGGUAGUUGGUAUGAUCCAUGUGUGGUUUUCUCCAGCAGGUGUCACUGGCCAACCUUCAUGUUUGCUGAGGGUCAAAAGCAAUCCAUUAGUCCUCACGUGGCAGUGUUUGUGAGCACUUGUCCAAAAAACAACAAAGAGUUAAGCUCAUUGAGAUGGUUCUUACAUAACGUGUCAGCUUGCUAAGUUUGUAUCUUAUCAAUUCUAAUGAGAUUUGUUGAGUUAGCAUGCCAAUUAAAAGGAGCAACUGCAGCGAAGUUAGGAUUGUGCAAGCCUCAAAGAGCAUCGAGUUCUUUCUGAAGUAGUGAGGACGGCUUCUUUGUGGGGGUGUGUGUGCUGGGAGAAGGUAAGGUGUGUUUUGCAGAGGGAAGAGAGGGAAGAAGAACAGUGUUUAUCUGGGGGGAUGAGGAAACCUUUUCUUUUGUAUGUUGAAUAUAACACUUAAACAUCUGAAUUCCACACGUAGGUAGUAAGGGUCCAUUUGUGUAAAAAAUAAAAAAAUAAAAAAAAAUUCUAAACAGUGUAUGGGCUCUGAAGUUUCAACACCAAGAAAGUGAACAUGACUUUUCUAAACUGUUGUGACUUUUGGGCACUUAGCAGGCAAACUGGGAAAGCUUUUUUAGCUGGCUGCUGUACAGACUUGUUUUAAGUAGAAUGAAUUUGUUAGUGUGUUUCUUUUUUAAUUGUAAUGCUAUUAUUGGCUGCCCUCAUGUCUAAGAAUUGGAAAAGUGAGUGCAUGCAAUGGAAGUACAAGAGGCCCCAGUAAUAGUUCUCCAUGUUUGUUAUGAAAUAGACACAGGUUUCCUUUUUAUGACUUUUUAAAACUGUCUUACAAACAGUUGUAUUGGUACUUUUUUUUUUUUUAAGUUUAGGUCAAUGUUGUCUUCCAGGAUAAGUUUUAAGGCAUCACUCACUCCUGCAUUGAACUAUCACAUCAACACAAAGAGUGGAGAUCCCAUUCUGAGCCAGUUCAAUUGUGAAAAUUCAUACUUUUUUUAUUUUUUAUGCAAUUCAAUGAGUAGAUGAGCUCAGAUUUAAAUUCUUAAAAGCACGUUUAUUGUAACAAGAAUUGUUAUGUAUUAAUACUUCAGUUUUCAAUAAAGAUUGACUUGUGUUGCUUAUUGUGGGAUUGUUUUUCG